Molecule: messenger RNA, 948 nt
Organism: Nomascus leucogenys (northern white-cheeked gibbon)
Lineage: Eukaryota; Metazoa; Chordata; Mammalia; Primates; Hylobatidae
Exons: 3
Coding region: 1-888 (295 amino acids)
Source: RefSeq, a predicted model, not a curated record
AUGCAGAACACAGAAGACUGCAGUUUAGGAACACCCUACAAAAUCGUGUUUUCCAAAAACAGGGCGCUGGGAGCCAGGGCGCGCCCCUGCCUUUCGCGUCCGGAGAACCGCCUCCGCCUCCGGAGGGAGUCCAUCCCAGUGAGAGCCGCUCCCAGCCCUGGCUCCCCGUCCGAAGACAGCAGUUCCGGGAACCGCGAUGACAGCAUCGAACUGGAGAUCAGGAAGUUUUGGCGGAAAAGGCCAAGCAGUAGUGCAGGAGGCACGGGGGACCUUUCACAGGAGCUGCGGGAGCCGGCGCUUUCCCGCCCCAGGCCGGGAGCUGAAAGGGGCUCUAGCGCCCAGGCCGACUGCGCCCUGACCGGGAGCCACUGCGCCCAGCGCAGCCCGAGGGCGCUGAGCUCGGAGGAUGCGGUGCGGGGUGGGGGUCUCGGGAGCAACAGAGACUGGGAUCCGAGGGCCCGGCCCGCGCUACUGCCCACGCAGCGCUUCCACUUUGGACAGAGUGUCUCCCGCGCGGCGGGCCGGCCUCUCCAGCGCGCACCUGGGGCUGCCUUUGCAGGGCCACCCCCCGCCUCCAGGGAGGCCCACGCUCGCCGGCGAGGAAGGAUGGUGGGCCCUGGUCCAGCGGGAAGGCUGGAGGAACUCAGGCUCGGAGGAAAAAGUCUUUUAGACCCGGGCCAUCGACGAAGGCUCUCUAUGGGGACUACCAGGACCGGGACGCCGUGGGCAGACGCGCCAUGCCUUCUGUGCCACCUCCCUGGGGACCGCGCGUUAGCUCGUGGUGCAGGGCCAAGCCCUGGGACUGUGAGCGCGUGUCCCGUCUUCGUGCGCCCAUGGAAAGCGGCGUGUCCGUCCGUGCGUGCGUCCGUGCGCGUGUGUCGGCUGUGACCGCAGGGAGAGCAAACAGGCCGUUAUGCAUGUGUCCUGGUCAUAAAACCUUGGAAUGAU